GCGCUCCGCUCAUAACUGCGCAUGUCCGCCGCAUCCCCCCGUCCAGUCCAGUAGCCUGCAGCUGCAGCUCCACCCCAGCCCGAAUGCCUCCCCAAUCACCAUGGCGCCGCGCGUCGUCCGGGCCCUGCUGACCGCCACCGCCCUCCUCGCCCCGCUGCUCCUCUCCUCCCAGCUGCUUCCUCCCCUGCCCAGCGCCGCGGCCGCUGCGGGCUCCCCGUCCCCGUCCCCGGCUCCCGCGCCGGCGCCGCACCACCGUCCCACGCCGAGGAGGCCGCCGCGUCACGUCCCGUCGUCGCCCGGGAACAACGACGAAACCCAGCCGCCGGGGCAUCAGCGAGGCGGGGGCGCGCGCCGUCCUCGUCCUCUGGCUCCGCCGACGUCGAGGCCGUCGCCGUGGUGGCGCCGGCUCAACUUCGGCGAGCGGUUCGGGGUCGCGCUCGCAGGCGUGGCCGUCGCAAUGCAGGCGGCGCUCGUCGCGCUCCUGCUGGUCCUGCGCGCGCGGCAGCGGCGCCCAGCGGCGGCCGCGCGGGGGAAGGCCGAGGCCGAGGCCGAGGAGGAGGCGGCGGCGGCGGCUCCGGCGGCGGCUGCUGCUGCUGCGUCGCGGCCCGCGCCAGCGUGACCGACAGCUCGGUUGUUGGGUGAGCUGACGGGGCAACAUCAUCGAUCACUUGUGCUUGCUCCUGGCACUGUACAGCGUCCCGCCUGCUGCUAAUUCUGCAUACAAAAAUAGCUUUUAUUCCCUUUUUUUUUUUCUUUCCAACCCUACUACGUGCUGAGGUGUACGAAAAGGUUAAUGCAGUGAAUUGAUUUCUUUUUUUUUUUCAAGCCUCGCUGCUCGCUCCACCUUGCAGUAGCUUUUAAUAACGGAACCGUUCACUUUCA
Messenger RNA from Sorghum bicolor (sorghum), 882 nucleotides. RefSeq names its product dihydrolipoyllysine-residue acetyltransferase component of pyruvate dehydrogenase complex. Lineage: Eukaryota; Viridiplantae; Streptophyta; Magnoliopsida; Poales; Poaceae. The transcript has a single exon. The coding region runs from base 101 to 619 and encodes 172 amino acids. The record is from RefSeq and is a predicted model, not a curated record.